Angiostrongylus costaricensis is the source of this 936-nucleotide messenger RNA. The record is from the annotation of a GenBank genome assembly. NCBI's taxonomy places the organism in Eukaryota, Metazoa, Nematoda, Chromadorea, Rhabditida, Metastrongylidae.
AUGUGAGCAGAAUUUCAUUCCUUGCUUAUGUUGAAAUUGUACAACAUCUGUCCUUUUUUAUCACGUUGCAUUGGUACUCUUAUUGCUGGUGAAGGAAAAUGGUUGAGAACUCUUCAACCACAAAAUAUGAGGGCACUAGCAGCUAUCAUCUUGGCAUCGCCUAUGUCGCACUAUGAGAGGAACAAGAAUAUGUACUGUCAUCCCAUCAUUUGGUUCCAUGAAGUCAUCAAUGACACUGAGAACGUGCUCAUUUCAGUUUUCAAUGAGCUUGGUAUCCCUCUUUCGUGUAUCGCAGAAGCUAUGGAAUGCAAAAACAGCGAUUCUCAAGAAAACUCGUUCCUUUCCCAGCAGAAUCUAAAUCACAUUAAGGUUGAAGCUGCAUUACUUGGUGAUCCUGACAAUGAGGAAUUACAAAAGUUAAAAGCUGAUCUUGAAGAGGUCAUAGCUUUGCAGAUUGGCGAUCGAGUAAUGGCACCGCUGCCUAAUGGAAACCGUGCGGUGGCUGUUGUCGACUCACUUACAGCUGCUGGUGUCGCUGUCAUUUUUAUAAGCAGCGGUCAGAAAACAAUAGUAGAUCCAUCGGAUCUUAGUGACGCCCCCGAUGCUGGAAAAAAGCAUUACGUUUUUGACUCAGCACGAAGUGGGAUUUCAAAAAGUGCAGCAAAUAAAAAGGAAUGGCUGGCUGAACGGGAAAGACGACGUUUACGUGCUCAAAAGAAAGAGAUGAAACGAAAAGAGCUAGAUUUAGCGAAGGAAUCUGAAAAGAACAGCUGGAUUAAGUUUAAUCAUAAAGCUGUUAGUAAAGGGAUCAAGGGAAUGAAACGAGUAAUUGCUACUGGGUCAGCACAGGAUGGACCAGCGGGAGUUAAGUACUUGUCUUUGCAGUGUUUCAUCAUGUUUAAUCACGAAAUAGUUUUGUUAGCAUUUUUGACUUAG